AUGGAGAACUUUCUGGGUCUUAUCAAACUUCGUAUCAAAAGAGGCACGAAUCUCGUUGCUUGCGACACUCGUACCAGUGACCCCUAUGUUUUUGUCACCAUGGCUGAGCAGCAACUGAAAACUAGUGUUGUGAAAGAUACCUGCAAUCCUGAGUGGAAUGAAGAAUUGACACUUUAUGUAAAAGAUGUUAACAUUCCAAUACUUCUGACAGUUUCAGACAAAGACACUUUCACAGUUGAUGACAACAUGGGCGAUGCAGAAAUUGACUUAAAGCCAUAUCUUCAGUGUGUGAAGAUGGAGUUGAGGGAUCUCCCAGAGGGCCAUGUAGUCAAGAAUAUUCAACCAGAUAGGACUAACUGCCUUGCUGAAGAGAGUAGCUGCAUAUGGAAAAAUGAUAAACUCAUCCAAGAGAUGACUUUGAGAUUGAGAAAUGUCAAGUCUGGGGAAAUAACUGUGGAAAUUGGGUGGGUUACUCUUCCAGAUUCAGAAGGCUUAUCACAAGUUGAGUUUUAG
This is a messenger RNA of Sphenostylis stenocarpa, 513 nucleotides long. The record is from the annotation of a GenBank genome assembly. Lineage: Eukaryota; Viridiplantae; Streptophyta; Magnoliopsida; Fabales; Fabaceae.